CUAUAUGGAGGGAGCUUUCACAUAUCCUACAAGUAGACACCUGGAAACAACACAGCCUUGACUACAUUUAUUGUUUUUAUUAAUAAUUCCUGCUUAGGUCCGAGCCAGAAAAGAAGUUCACCUUGAAGGAUGUGACAGAGACGGGGAAGUCUGAAAGGAUAGCCCACUUUGAAAGAAAGUGAGGUCAGUUUUGGACAUGGUGAGUUUGCAAAGUUAACACCCUAAACCUGCCCUAGGGGAAACUGCAGUGACAGAAAGUAGAGUAUUUCUCCCUCCGCCCCCCACAUCCACCCUAGAGAAAGGAGAGGGCCGACUAGGAGCUCGGGUCUCCCGGGUCUUUAAGUCCCAAGGAGAAAUGAGAAAGAGCCCCCCAGGACUCUGCCCACCUGCACCCAAGAGACCUUCCAGGCCGAUUCCUCCCACCCCGGGCCGGUCCCUCCUUCCGCUCCUCUGGUCUCGCUGCUCCCCCUGGCGGCGACCGGUUGCCAUGUCAACCAAGGGAACCCGGGGGGCCGGCGGGGGGAGGGCAGCCCCCGCCCCCCGGCUCGGCCCCCGCUCACUCCGCGCCUCCUCCGUGCGCCUCUCGGCCGUUCUCCCCACUCGGAGCCCGAGGGGUUGGGGGAGCAGGCAGGAGAGGGCUCGGCUUGCUCGCUGUUCCCACGACGGCCAAGACUCUGGGGGCGCCCUCAGUGCCCCGGCCUAAGUGAAGUCUUUAAGGCCAAACAUCGACAGACUGGCAAGAAAGUGGCCCUGAAGAAAGUGUUGAUGGAAAACGAAAAGGAAGGGUUUCCCAUCACUGCCUUAAGGGAAAUCAAGAUUCUCCAGCUUCUCAAACACGAGAAUGUAGUCAACCUAAUUGAGAUCUGUAGGACCAAAGCCUCUCCCUACAACCGCUGCAAAGGCAGCAUCUACCUGGUGUUUGAUUUCUGUGAACAUGACCUUGCUGGGCUUCUGAGCAAUGCCCAUGUCAAGUUCACACUGUCGGAGAUCAAGAAGGUGAUGCAAAUGCUGCUCAAUGGUCUCUACUACAUUCAUCGGAACAAGAUUUUACAUCGAGAUAUGAAAGCUGCUAAUGUGCUCAUCACUCGGGAUGGGGUUCUGAAGUUGGCUGACUUUGGUUUGGCCAGGGCUUUCAGUCUGGCCAAGAAUAGCCAGCCAAACCGCUACACUAACAGAGUGGUGACUCUCUGGUACCGACCGCCAGAACUGCUACUUGGAGAGCGUGACUAUGGUCCCCCAAUAGACCUUUGGGGUGGAGGCUGCAUCAUGGCAGAGAUGUGGACCCGUAGCCCUAUUAUGCAGGGUAACACAGAACAACACCAACUGACCCUCAUCAGUCAGCUCUGUGGCUCCAUCACUCCAGAGGUGUGGCCUAAUGUGGAUAAAUAUGAGCUGUAUGAGAAACUGGACCUGCCUAAAGGACAGAAACGGAAGGUCAAAGAGCGGCUCAAAGCCUAUGUCAAGGACCCUUAUGCACUGGAUCUGAUUGACAAACUGCUGGUGCUGGACCCCACCCAGCGUAUUGACAGUGAUGAUGCUCUCAACCAUGACUUUUUCUGGUCAGACCCUAUGCCCUCGGACCUCAAGAACAUGCUCUCCACUCACAGUACUUCCAUGUUUGAAUAUUUGGCUCCACCUCGACGGAGAGGUGGUGGGCACAUGCCCCAACAGCCAGCCAAUCAGAGCCGCAACCCAGCAGCCACUAAUCAGACAGAGUUUGACCGAGUAUUCUAAGGUCAUACACAAGAUUGGUCUUUGUGUUUUUGUUGUUUUUGUUUUUAUAUAUAUGUGUAUGUACAUAUAUAUAUGUGUACAUAUAUAUGUAUAUAUACAUGUGACUUAUGUUGCUGAGAUCAUGGGGCAUUUUUAAUUGUUUCCCAUUGCACAUAUAUAUAUAUAUUUUUUUAAACUUUUGCUCUGGUAUCAAGGAUCCCAGCUAGCAUUUAGCCUAGACUGGCAAGCUAGGUGGUAAGGAUGGAGCUCAGACUGAUGGAAGGACAUUGCAACAUCUGUCUACUCCAUCCCCAGGACCCACAUUUAUGGAUGACACCUGGCACUGUCUUCCCUUCUAGAAGAGAUUUCCUAUUUUUAGGGGAGCAAGCACAAAGCAUCUUCAGACCAUUCUAUUUCUGGGUCAUCCUAGAAAUUCUAUAGGUUUCUCUUCCUUCCUCUAUUAACCAGAGGAUUAGAUUAUUUUGGAUAGCCCUGGAGCCUCUGGUAUUACAAAAAUCCCUGGAAGCUUCUCUGGGUCUUGCCUUUGGAAAGAGUUCUUAUCGACUGAUGGGAAGAUCACCAACCCUCUUUGAAUCCCAUGGUUCUCUCAACACCUCUCAUUGUACAUUCUGAGACAAUACCCUUCCAUGGAGUGAGCCCCUGGGAAUCCAAGAGGAUCAGUUGGGUCUGGUCCCUCCUUGAUCCCAUUGCAGCAGCUUGGAGGGCAGAAGAACAAUUUUGGUUUUCUUUUUAGAAAAAUUGUAUCAUGUUAACCUCUUUGAUUUUUGCUUGACAACACUGGUUAUAAUUAAAAGUUGACUUUUCCUA
This is a messenger RNA of Antechinus flavipes (yellow-footed antechinus), 2541 nucleotides long. RefSeq names its product cyclin dependent kinase 9 (gene CDK9). The record is from RefSeq and is a predicted model, not a curated record. Gene Ontology annotation, biological process: protein phosphorylation. The transcript has 7 exons. The coding region runs from base 766 to 1734 and encodes 322 amino acids. Gene Ontology annotation, cellular component: nucleus. Gene Ontology annotation, molecular function: ATP binding; cyclin-dependent protein serine/threonine kinase activity. Lineage: Eukaryota; Metazoa; Chordata; Mammalia; Dasyuromorphia; Dasyuridae.